Molecule: messenger RNA, 2671 nt
Organism: Loxodonta africana (African savanna elephant)
Lineage: Eukaryota; Metazoa; Chordata; Mammalia; Proboscidea; Elephantidae
Gene: ADPRM
Product: ADP-ribose/CDP-alcohol diphosphatase, manganese dependent
Exons: 4
Coding region: 44-1129 (361 amino acids)
Molecular function (GO): manganese ion binding; 2',3'-cyclic-nucleotide 2'-phosphodiesterase activity; CDP-glycerol diphosphatase activity
Source: RefSeq, a predicted model, not a curated record
UCCGGAAGUCGGACACAGCCGCUCUCUCCGCCCGCGCCGCUCGAUGGUUGGGCGGAGAGUGGCUGGAGCUCCGGGAGCCGUUCGCGGAAGGGCCGGGAGGCGUUUACAGGAGGGCUGUUUGGAGAUUAUGGAUGAUCAGCCGGGAACCUUAAGGGAGAGUUCAGAACUUCUCUUCUCCUUUGGAGUUAUAGCAGAUAUUCAGUAUGCUGACUUAGAAGACGGCUAUAAUUUCCAAGGAAACAGGAGGAGAUACUACAGACAUAGUCUUCUUCAUCUACAGGGUGCUAUCGAAGACUGGAAUAACGAAGGCAAUAUACCCUGUUGUGUACUUCAGCUUGGAGAUAUCAUUGAUGGAUACAAUGCACAGUAUCAAGCAUCAGAAAAGUCUCUAGAACUUGUUAUGAACACAUUUGAAACGCUUAAAGUCCCAGUUCAUCAUACAUGGGGAAAUCAUGAAUUUUAUAACUUCAGUAGAGACUAUUUAACAAACUCCAAACUUAACACCAAGUUUCUGGAAGACCAGAUUGUACAUCAUCCUGAGACCAUACCUUCAGAAAACUACUAUGCUUAUCAUUUUGUACCAUACCCUAAAUUCCGGUUCAUUUUACUUGACGCGUAUGACUUGAGUGUCUUGGGUGUGGAUCAGUCUUCUCCAAAAUACCAGCAAUGUAUGAAGAUACUGAAGGAGCAUAAUCCAAAUGCGGAAUUGAAUAAUCCUCAAGGACUUUCUGAGCCCCAGUUUGUCCAGUUUAAUGGAGGAUUCAGCCAAGAACAGCUGAACUGGUUAAAUGAAGUUCUUACGUUCUGUGACACAAACCAAGAAAAGGUGGUGAUUGUUAGCCAUCUUCCCAUUUAUCCGGGAUCCUCUGACAGUGUGAGCCUAGCCUGGAAUUACAGAGACGCCCUUGCAGUCAUUUGGUCUCAUGAAUGUGUGGUUUGCUUCUUCGCUGGUCACACCCACGAUGGUGGGUACUCGGAGGAUCCUUUUGGUGUGCACCAUGUCAGUCUAGAAGGGGUCAUUGAAACAGCGCCAGAUAGCCAGGCUUUUGGCACAGUCCAUGUCUAUCCUGAUAAAAUGAUGUUGAAAGGGAGAGGCAGAGUUCCCAACAGAAUUAUGAAUUACAAGUAAGAAGAAGCUUUCCAUCUAUAGUCUGAUUUGUCGACCUUCGUAGAAAGAGAAUGACUUCGCUUGUGUGUUUGCCCCUCCCCUCAAAGGUCCCCACAGAAACGUGAAUCCUCAGUCCCAUCGUUCAGUGUUGUGCCUGCAUAAUAAAAUGGAUUUCUGGCCUCAGUGUGCAUUAGUUCAUAAAGUAUUCUAAAACGUUAUCAGUGGAUAAUACAUCCAUUGCUGAAAGAAACAGAACAAACCGAGGAGGAGGCUGAGGUGGUGGUGGGUAUUGUUCUUAAAAAGGACUAUUUAGCCUUACCUCAAUUUUUUUACUUCUUAUAAGGGGAAUGCAUUCAUGUUUUACCUAUUUAACUUAAAAAUUCAUGAACAAUACCUAAAAUAAGCUCAGGCAAACUUUUCUGUUCACCCUGCUGUGUGAAUAAGCCUUGGACGUUUUUUGUCCCCAGUACCUGUCAUACUUGGAGUUUUAUAGGCUCGUCUUAUUUUUUAAGUAGAAGAAUCGUCAGCACGUGUUCACAGGUGCGUGUGCAGAGCUCUCAUGGCCUCCAGAGAGGCCAUGUGAUCCUCUUGUGACUCCAACCAAAGCAGGACCCAAGAGCCAGGGCAGCAGGGCGCCUGUGGACUGGCCUGUGGGCCACCAUAGGGGGUUAAUGAACUUUCCCUUGACUCCCUUUAGGAGAAGCCGGACAUGUUUAAGCAGCUCAGUUGCCAUAUAUGCUAAGACUUAUUUACAAAACACCUACUAGGUAGCAAAUUGGAACUGUUCAAGUGUAAAGAAAGUUUGAUUCAGGCCUUAAAAACAAUAAAAGAAAUAACAGUCAACCCAAGUGUGUAUGGUGAGCACCUGGGCACUAUGAACAUUAUUGUUGUUGCCAUCAAGUCAGCGCUGACUCAUGGCUGUCUUAUGGAUGACAGAAUGUUGGAAGUGUUGCCUGGUCCUGCACCAUCUUCAUGAUCAUUGGUACGCUUGAGUCCACUGCUAGGGCUGUUGUAUAGAACCUGCCAACCUAGGGUGCUUAUCUUCCAGCACCGUAUGGUACAGUGUUGUCGGAUACACUAUGAAGAUACAGAGGCUGCCCUGGUUUCCUACGACUGCUGUAACAAAUUACCACAGACCCAGUGGCUUAGAAACAACAUACAUUUGCUGUCUUACAGUUUUGGAGAUUAGAAGCCCAAAAUCACUUUCACUCGGAGAAAAAAAAGGUGUCAGCAGGGCUGUGCUCCCUGGGGAGGAUCUAGAGGGGAAUCUGCUUCCCUACUGUCAAAGGUUGGAUUGUGUCCCCCAAAAAUGUGUGUCAACUUCGUUAGGCCAUGAUUCCCAGUAUUGUGUGGUUGUCCUCCAUUUUCUGAUUGUAAUUUUAUGUUAAAGAGGAUAAGGGUGAAGUCGUAAUGCCCUUACCAAGGUCACAUCCCUGACUCAAUGUAAAGGGAGUUUUCCUGGGAUGUGACCUGCACCACCUUUUAUCUUACAAGAAAUGAAAGGGAACCUCAUACCACCAAGAAAGCAGCACCAGGAGCAGAGCGCGUCCUUUGGACCCGGGG